Messenger RNA from Saimiri boliviensis boliviensis (Bolivian squirrel monkey), 1901 nucleotides. The record is from RefSeq and is a predicted model, not a curated record. Lineage: Eukaryota; Metazoa; Chordata; Mammalia; Primates; Cebidae.
GCACUCGUUGUCACGACAGGAGGAGACGCAGGCAGGCCGCGCUCCCGCCUCACUCUGCUCCCCGGCUGGCCGUAGCUCUCUGAGCCCUGUUUUCAGCGCUCUCAGCCGCGGGAACAUUCGCUCAGACUCGCACCAAACUUUUCCGCCCUGGGCUCGGGAUCCUGGACUCCGGGGCCUCCCCGCCCGCCCCUUUCCCUGGUUCCAGCUCCAGCCUCUGGACUAGGAACCGGCAGCCCUCCUCUCCGCGUCCUUCCCGCUCUCUUCAGCCGUUUUGGGGAGGGACUUUCCACGCUCCGGAUAGUUCCCGAGGGUCACCCGCGCCGCACUCGCCUUUCCAUUUCGCCUUCACCUGGAUAUAAUUUCCAAGCGAAGCUGCCCCCAGGAUGACCACGCUGGCCGGCGCUGUGCCCAGAAUGACGCGGCCGGGCCCGGGGCAGAACUACCCACGCAGCGGGUUCCCGCUGGAAGUGUCCACUCCCCUCGGCCAGGGCCGCGUCAACCAGCUCGGCGGCGUUUUUAUCAACGGCAGGCCGCUGCCCAACCACAUCCGCCACAAGAUCGUGGAGAUGGCCCACCACGGCAUCCGGCCCUGCGUCAUCUCGCGCCAGCUGCGCGUGUCCCACGGCUGCGUCUCCAAGAUCCUGUGCAGGUACCAGGAGACCGGCUCUAUCCGUCCCGGUGCCAUCGGCGGCAGCAAGCCCAAGCAGGUGACAACGCCUGACGUGGAGAAGAAAAUUGAGGAAUAUAAAAGAGAGAACCCGGGCAUGUUCAGCUGGGAAAUCCGAGACAAAUUACUCAAGGACGCGGUCUGUGAUCGAAACACGGUGCCCUCAGUGAGUUCCAUUAGCCGCAUCCUGAGGAGUAAAUUCGGGAAAGGUGAAGAGGAGGAGGCCGACUUGGAGAGGAAAGAGGCAGAGGAAAGUGAGAAGAAGGCCAAACACAGCAUCGACGGCAUCCUGAGCGAGCGAGCUUCAGCACCCCAGUCAGAUGAAGGCUCUGAUAUUGACUCUGAACCAGAUUUACCACUAAAGAGGAAACAGCGCAGAAGCCGAACCACCUUCACAGCAGAACAGCUUGAAGAACUGGAGCGUGCUUUUGAGAGAACUCAUUACCCUGACAUUUAUACCAGGGAGGAACUGGCCCAGAGGGCGAAGCUCACAGAGGCCCGCGUACAGGUCUGGUUUAGCAACCGCCGUGCAAGAUGGAGGAAGCAAGCUGGGGCCAAUCAACUGAUGGCUUUCAACCAUCUCAUUCCGGGGGGGUUCCCUCCCACUGCCAUGCCGACCCUGCCAACAUACCAGCUGUCGGAGACCUCUUACCAGCCCACAUCUAUUCCACAAGCCGUGUCGGAUCCCAGCAGCACGGUUCACAGACCUCAACCGCUUCCUCCGAGCACAGUACACCAAAGCACGAUUCCUUCCAACCCAGACAGCAGCUCUGCCUACUGCCUCCCCAGCACCAGGCAUGGAUUUUCCAGCUAUACAGACAGCUUUGUGCCUCCGUCGGGGCCCUCCAACCCCAUGAACCCCACCAUUGGCAAUGGCCUUUCACCUCAGGUAAUGGGACUCCUGACCAACCACGGUGGGGUACCUCAUCAGCCCCAGACUGAUUACGCGCUCUCCCCUCUCACCGGGGGCCUGGAACCUACCACCACCGUGUCGGCCAGCUGCAGUCAGAGACUAGACCAUAUGAAGAGCUUGGACAGCCUGCCAACAUCUCAGUCCUACUGUCCACCCACCUAUAGCACCACAGGCUACAGUAUGGACCCUGUCACGGGCUACCAAUAUGGGCAGUAUGGACAAAGUGCCUUUCAUUAUCUCAAGCCAGAUAUCGCUUGGUUUCAAAUUCUUUUGAACAUGUUGGCCAAAAGCCGUGGAGAAGAGGAAGACCGGGAGCAAUAA